CGCCGGGGAGGUCCCCCAUCCGCAGUCAUGAGUCAUUUCAAGUUUAUCGAUAUUGGUAUCAAACUGAUUGACCCCAUGUUCAUAGGAAUUUAUAGGGGGGUUCAAAAGCAUCAAGAUAUGUUUUUCAGUACAGUUGGAUGUCAUCCUACAAGAUGUGGUGAAUUUGAAAAUAACCCUGAUCUUUACUUAAAGGAGUUGCUAAAUCUUGCUGAAAACAAUAAAGGGAAAGUUGUGGCAAUAGGAGAAUGUGGACUUGAUUUUGACCGACUGCAGUUUUGUCCCAAAGAUACUCAACUCAAAUAUUUUAAAAAACAGUUUGAACUGUCAGAACAAACAAUAUUACCAAUGUUUCUUCAUUGUCGAAACUCACAUGCUGAAUUUUUGGACAUAAUGAAAAGAAAUAGAGAUCGGUGUCUAGGGGGAGUGGUGCAUUCAUUUGAUGGUACCAAGGAAGGAGCAGCUGCUUUGAUUGACUUGGAUCUUUAUAUAGGAUUUAAUGGUUGCUCACUGAAAACUGAAACUAAUUUGAAAGUUUUGAAGUCAAUUCCUAGUGAAAAAUUAAUGAUUGAGACAGAUGCACCUUGGUGUGGAGUCAAAAGUAUACAUGCUGGAUCAAAAUAUAUAAAAACUGCAUUUCCUACCAAAAAGAAGUGGGAAAGUGGGCACUGCUUAAAAGACAGAAAUGAACCCUGCCAUAUAAUUCAAAUAUUGGAGAUAAUGUCAGCAGUGAGAGAUGAGGAUCCACUGGAAUCAGCCAAUACACUAUAUAACAAUACUAUUAAAGUAUUUUUUCCUGGAAUAUAAUUGGUAUAUGUCUUCCACUUUCCAUCAUGUAUGUAAAAUUUCAUAGUAAAACUUACUGAUAGUUUCAAUAAAGAAAUUAUCUGCAAACAAACAAACAAACAAACAAAAACUUCUAUACAUAACCAUCCAUAUACCUUUUCCAUAAUAUAGGGAAUUAUAAACUUUUUUCUGUGCUGUUUUUUUUUUUCUGAGACACAGUCUCACUCUCCCAGCCCAUA
Messenger RNA from Symphalangus syndactylus (siamang), 1022 nucleotides. RefSeq names its product deoxyribonuclease TATDN1-like. The record is from RefSeq and is a predicted model, not a curated record. Gene Ontology annotation, cellular component: cytosol. Gene Ontology annotation, molecular function: 3'-5'-DNA exonuclease activity. NCBI's taxonomy places the organism in Eukaryota, Metazoa, Chordata, Mammalia, Primates, Hylobatidae.